This is a messenger RNA of Amoebophrya sp. A25, 3558 nucleotides long. The record is from the annotation of a GenBank genome assembly. NCBI's taxonomy places the organism in Eukaryota, Dinophyceae, Syndiniales, Amoebophryaceae.
GAGGGGAUUCUUUUUCUGCUAGUGGUGCAACAAAAGGUGUAGCAAGUGGAACACCUGGUGGGAACAAUGCAUCGGCAAGUGUAACACCGCAACAACCUACUAGUAGUCCUGCCCAGAACAACCCUGCAACUGCUACUACACCGCAACAACCUACUAGUAGUUCUGCCCAGAACGGAGUUUCGCCAACAUCGCCAGGGACAGGGGACCAUUAUUGUGUCCGAGACUUUGAAUUAUUCGCAGAACAUGUCUUGCCUUCCGUGGAUCUUCCUGAGAUAUUCGGGUUGCACGCGAAUGCCGUGAUCAGCUACCAACAAAGGGAGUCGGACCUAUUGUUGGACACCAUUGUAACCAUGCAACCGAAAGAAGCUUCAUCGUCAAGCGCGAGCUCAACAUCUUCGACAGGCGCGUCUGGUGGGACAGAUGGCGAUGCAACUUAAGGCUUCCCCUAAUGUAUCUGCAUAGGGGCCAUCCCUCCACCGUAAGUAUCUAUGCACCCAAAUACUACAAGGGAAACAUCACUGGGGUAUGUCCUUGAGGGAUGUCCACAGGGAUGAGCUGGGGAUAGCUCUAAGCAACAGGCUCAAACUCUGCGGACCAAGAACAGCAAAGUCAUGAACAACAAUUAGUAACGGAGCUAGCGGACGCGAUGCUCGCCAAACUGGUGCGUGUGGGAGCCCUGGAUGUCGGACGAAUUUCACAGCAUCUAAGGGAUAUAUUACUGAAAAACAACCAAACCACUACAACUAGUAGUACAACUACAGGACGAGGAGGAUCUUCUUCGUCCUCGUCUGCUCGGUCCCCUGGAGUAGUUGAGAAAGAAAAUAUACAUAAUGCUUCCAGGAGUCCAACAACUAGUAGUACAACUACAGGUCCAAAUCAAGAACCACAAGGCGUAGGUGCAAGUGCAAUUGGACUUUCUUCAUCGCCUUCCUUACCCGGAUCUUCGUCAACCUCGUCUGGACAUCAAAAGAAGAACCAGCAACAACAACAGCAAAAAAAUGUCCAGAGUCCUCAUCAGCAGGCAGUCGCUUCUGGCUCAGCCGGCGCCAUGGGAUCGUUGCUGACGUGCUUAGUCCAAGAAGCGCAGCGGUUUAAUAGUCUCUUGCUACUGAUGAAACGGUCACUCGCGGAUCUGCAAAGGGCAGUUGCUAGGGCUCCUAAAACUUAGAAGAGUUUUUAGAGUAGGAGUACUACUCGUAUUGUAUAAGUAAUACUGCGCUCCUAAAAUAAAUAGAAGAGUUGGAGUACUGUAAGUAAUACUACUACGGGAAUAGAAGAGUUAGAGACUCACUCUAACUCUUCUAUUCCCGUAGUAGUACUGACUUAGAGUACUAUUGAUGUAAUACUACUACUACUACGGGAAGAUGACAUUUAAGUAAAUGUUUAUAGAAGAAACACAGAUCAUGAUCAGAUACUCAGGUUCGUUUUCUGCUUGCAUUUUUUAGGGACAACUAGUUGUCAAGGUAGUACAGAAUCACAGCCCAGAUCACAUACAUCCUUGCUCUUGAUAGAUCUGAAAAGCACAAGCAGUUUCUGCAGUCCAAGAGAUACCCACGACUUAGUAUUCAUCUUCUAAAACCAGUGGCAUCAUCGUAAUGAGCGCAGAGCUGGACAGCAUGUUUUUGGACCUAUCGAGACACAAGGUGCCUCAAAUCUGGCAAAAAAUCGCUUACCCUACUUGCAAAAAACUUCAGAGCUGGUUUACCGACUUCCUACAGCGGAUCGACUUUUUUCGAAAUAUGAAGGCGAAUAGUUGUUCUUGUUCUAGAACUAGAUUUACUUACAUCUGUAGUUUCUUUCAUCACUCAUGUUCAUGAUGGAUCGACUUGGCGAGGGUUGAUGAAAGUACAACCUUCACAAUAAAUAAAAAUAAAUAUGUUUAUAAAUAUGUUUGCAAUAGAACUACUUCCUUACACACCUCUUAUCUCAUUCGCUCGUGCCUCCAUUCUCGUCCUCGUUAAUUAACUCCUUGUGAUACCUCUCCAUUUGCACAACAUGGUAGUUUGAGUAGUUAAUAAUUUAUUUCUGUGCUCUAUAUUUCAACUCAAAGUGGGAGAUGGUUCAUGUUCAAAACAGAAACUAAUCACUCUAACCUUCAAUGGAUCCAACCUCCAAGAGUAAAAGAGAAACUGCCUACUAAUCACUCUAACCUUCAAUGGAUCCAGCAAGCGAAAAGCAAAAUACCAGCAGCAUUCUGGGUGACCGCUUUUUUCUUCCCCCAGGGAUUCCUUACGUCUGUGUUGCAAGCCUUCUCGCGCCUGCAUCAUGUUUCGGUGGACACGUUGCAAUUCAAGUUCACACCUGGGGAAUUCUCGGAUCCAGAUGCCCUGCCUCCAGCUGAACUCGCCGCCAUUGCUUCCUCAUUAUCAGAUGGAAUUUUGGUCUACGGCAUGUUCCUAGAGGGCGCACAAUGGGAUUUCUCGCAGUUGAUACUAGCGGAUCAAGACCCUGGCGUGAUGUUUACCCCAAGUCCGUGUAUCCAGUUCGUGCCAACGGUUGCGAAGGGUCACCAGGGCGGGAAUAUAAUUAUGGAGAGGUCGGAAGCAAGUAAAAAAAAGUAGACGUUUAUCCUUGAGCUUGACUUUGCGCAUUUAGAAGCGGAGAAGUUUCCCCUUGGCGCUCGCAUCUUCUAAUUUUCAUCCAUCCUCUGGCGACACUACAGACGGAGGAAUAGAGCAGGACCUGUACGACGAUAUCUUCUAUCAUUACGAAUGUCCUCUUUACAAGACUCCUUCGCGAGCAGGAACUCUCUCAACGACUGGACUUUCCUCGAACUUCAUUAUCGCAAUCAAGCUUGACACCAACCAAAAACCCAAUUACUGGGUGUUGAGGGGGGUGGCGCUUUUGACCAUGCUGGCUGACUGAAUGUAGCACUUAUAAAAUUCUCCAGUGCUUGGCUGCGCUGCACUCUUCCUCUUUCGUAUAGUUUGUGUAAGAGCAGUUGCAGUAUUAAGACCAGAACUAGCUGAAAACUGUGUUUCUCUUUGUUAAUCAGGGCUGAUAUUGAAUUAUUUAUUGCCUUAGAUAGUUUUUCGAAGUGUUAGAUUUUCGAAAGUUUACGACUAGCUGCAAAAUGAAAAUUAAAUUUGAAUAACGCGUCUCAAAUGCAAUGCAAGCGAAUAUGAACAGAAAAAAUAUAUGAUUGCAUCUAGUAGAAGAGCUAGAAUUCUAUUAAGUACAGUGUCCAAAAAAGACCAAGUGAGAAGUAGUACCGCAAGUCGAUAAGUCAUGAAAAAGAUACAGAUUUAGUUCUAAAUGAGCACCAAGGUGGACUUUUUGCUAUCCUUGUUUCCGAUAUUGUUGUCAUGAUGCAGGGCUAUGAGCAUCGCCGGUUCCUGUGCUAUUGAAUGUUUGAGUCAUUUUACCCCUACUCUGUCUCUGUCACUGUUUCUGUGCACAGACAUCCCGACAUCUCGAUUGCAUAGCUAAAUCUGAGGCAUAGGAAUUUCCUUACAUAUGAUUAUAAUUUCUCAAGUCCCUCCUUCAGUGAUAAACACCCUAAACAAGCCAUGCUUGUCGAGAGCAGGAACCAUGCCUGCGGCAAAGAAUGACUGCCAG